CAUGUCAGUUGGAAAACAAGCGAGCGAGCGAGCGAGCGAGGGUGGGCUGCUGCUGGUGGUGGGUCGUUGGUGCGAUUCGCGGAUUCGCGCGGCGGUUCGUGUUACUGUAACACAGUCGUGCACGGCCCACGGAGCCGUCAUCAUCCAACUCCGGGUGUAUAACGCGUUAGCGAACGCUGCAGUCACUCCGUGACCGUUUUUACGUUGGAAUCUGCAUAACGUUUUUAUGUACGCGUGUGUCUACGUAUUCUUGGUAGUCGGGAUUGAAUUCAGGAGUUUGUUAUUGUCGUCUCGCUCGGUAUCCUUCACGUGCUUCUGUUUUCUGUGUCCGGAGAGCAGUGUCGGUUCUUUGAGGACGGGACAGGAGAAGACGUGACUGUUGGACUUGUUGACGAGUUUUGAGAAUUGGACGGAGUUUUGUAAGGGGCUGGGGACAAUAUUUUGGGGUGUCGAUAAGUGGUGGGCAAAACUGGAGCUGUGUCCUUUGGCGGAAUGUACGACACAGCGAUGGACGCCUGGAUGUACGACGUGGUUUGUAUGAUGUCUGGUACCGCCGUUGAAGGUACGGUCGGAAACAAUAGGACGAUGCCGAACAUCAAGCAGGAGGUCGAGAAUCCCACGACGCCCACCCAAAAUUAUCAUCAGGUCUGCUCGCCAACGACGACUCUUCAUCAUCAAGAAGGAAUCUGUGGGAAGAUGGAUAUGCCGGACUACGGAGGCGGCGGGGGUAGUCCAGGAAGUCCUGAGAUGCAUCAUUGCUCUUCGACGACUCAGCCCCUAGGGACGCCAGAGGAAGGUAUCAAGGAAGAGGACAUGAUGCCCAGAAGACUCUGCUUGGUAUGCGGUGACGUGGCAAGCGGUUUUCAUUAUGGCGUCGCAUCCUGCGAAGCGUGCAAAGCCUUCUUCAAGAGAACGAUACAAGCGAGUAACUUUACAGGUAACAUCGAGUACACGUGUCCGGCCAACGGAGAAUGCGAGAUCAAUAAACGCAGAAGGAAAGCCUGCCAAGCCUGCAGGUUUCAGAAGUGCCUGAGACAGGGGAUGCUCAAGGAGGGUGUCAGACUCGACCGGGUCAGAGGUGGCCGACAAAAAUAUAGAAGAUCCACGGAUCCCUACAUGCCUGGCAAAGUUAUUACACUCGAAGCUAACGUAGGCUCGGCAGCCUCUUCGGAAGCAAUAAAUAAUAAAAUGGUGGAAGCCCUCAUGGCUUGCGAACCGGAUGUUCUCCAGGUGUCGAGUUUGUCUCAUACCUUGGAUACGGAUCAACGAGUUCUUGGACAACUCUCAGAUCUUUACGAUCGGGAACUCGUUGGUAUCAUUGGCUGGGCGAAACAGAUACCUGGUUUCAGCAGCUUAGCGUUGAACGACCAGAUGCGCCUUCUUCAGAGUACGUGGGCUGAAAUCCUGACCUUCAGCCUCGCCUGGCGGAGCAUGCCCAACUGUGGAAGACUCAGGUUCGCCCAGGAUUUCACGCUGGAUGAGAGGCUGGCUCGUGAGUGCCAUUGCUCUGAGCUCUAUGCCCAUUGUAUACAAAUCGUGGAGCGGAUUCAACGAUUGGGAUUGGCCCGUGAGGAGUACUUCGUAUUGAAGGCUCUCGUACUGACGAACAGCGACGUCAGACUGGACGAGCCACAGACCCUGUAUCGCUUUCGAGAUUCCAUCUUGAACUCCCUGUCGGAUUGUGUAGCGGCUAUUCGACCUGGGCAGGCUCUUCGUGCCACGCAAAAUAUGUUCCUAGUGUUACCGAGCCUGAGGCAGGCUGAUGGUAUCGUGAGAAAAUUCUGGUCGAGUGUUCAUCGGACGGGAAAAGUUCCCAUGAAUAAGCUUUUCGUCGAGAUGCUGGAGGCUGCGGCUUACCGAUGAGUUUACACAGGAACACAAGGAACUGGCGAAGAUCGUCGUUCUGAAGAUUAGCCAGAAGCUCCGUGCCCGAUUUCAUCGCGGAAUGUAAUCGACACUCGCGACUUUCGGUUCGGUUAGUUUGAAAAGUCUGUACAGUUGAGACGAAGGUGGUAACGAUUGACCUCUUGUUGGUCCACAGAAACAUUUGUGAGAUCCUAGCGAAUAAGUCCGAAUGGUUUAUCAGAUUUAAUGGAUCAUGAACUAAUUCAUACGGAACUUAUGAUAAUCUGUUUGCUCUGACGAGUCGCGAUUGUAAUUUACGGUUUACCCUUUGUCGCUAAUCCAAUCCAUUCAUGGUGCUGCAAUCUGCACGAGAGAUUGCGUGAAAUUCUAAGGAGAUGAUUUUUGACUUUUUUUUUUCUCGACGAUCUACUCGUCCACACUUAUGACUAUACGUUUCUAUUCGAACGCCCCACAUACAGGUAGUACGAUAAAAACGUCGAGUCUACGUCGCGUCGCGACGCAUUAGUACUGGACACGGUCUGUGUAUAUAGGUAUACAUGUAGAAACAGAUUACCAGGAUGGAUUGGAUAAAUAUAUAAUUAAUUAUGAAGGUAGUCAUAAAUAGUGACAUGGGAAACUCAAUUGGAUCCUUAAGGGAUGCUCGCGGUGUCGUUGAAAUUCUCAAGAGAGCCGACGAUCUGUGUUUCAAAGGUUGGGAUAAGUGCGUAGUCUGGACUGAUCGCGGUGAUGUGAUGCUGCGACGAAAGUGAGAUGUAAAGUUUUGUAUCGAUUGUUGUACAAAGGAGAGAAGGUGAGAGCAAGAGUGCGAGAGACCGAAAGAUAAAUAAGAAAAUACAAGGAGGCAAAUUUAUUAAGAAGAAUGCGAUCGCGAGUCGACUAUUGAAGAUGUUGGCUCAGCGUAUGAACAAAGAGAUGGAACGAUGAAGAAUUGAGGGAAACAAAAGAGAAAUUUGUUUUUUUCAAAUAAAUACUUUAGCGAGUAAAGAGAGAGAGAGAGCGAGAGAGAGAGAGAGAGAGAGAGAGAGAGAGAGAGAGAGAGAGAGAGAGAGAGGGAGCGUUAAGUAAAACUUUAUUUUGCGAAUCAAGCGAGUUGAUCUGUAUGUGUUAAGUAUUGGGACUUUUCAUCAUCUUCUUUCUUCUGUUUAUCAUUUAUUUUUCUUAUCUCUCUUUUACAUGGGCAAACUUUCCUCCGUGCGUUCUCACGUUUAUUCUGUUUAUAUCCGCAACGACGCGGGCGUCGAAUCAUACGACGAUGAUCAAAAGACAUGAGUUACCAGUGCCGACGAGCUGUUUCAGUGAAUAUUUUGCUCGGAUAGCGCGUUUCAUAUUUUGCGCCUUUACUUUCCUUUUUUUUUUCCUCUUGUACUUGUAUUCUCUCGAGAUCUACGUGUGACGCUAUUGCACGUGCCAGGGGUUACAAUUACUACAGAACAUUUAACAGCAGUGCAUCAAGAUGCUAAACGCUCUAUGUAAAACGUACCACGGAGUGAAAGAUGAUGAGAUAACGUAGGAAAAUAUAUUCAGGGAUCUUUAUUAUCUAGUUAUUACUGUUACGAAGAUUGUGCACGGGAAGUCGUAUCCCAUGAUAAUGGUAGCCGUCGUGAACCGACCAAUCCUGUCGGUCUUACUUUUGUUAAGGUACAAUAGUAAGGAAACGAGAAAAAAAUGGAAUAUGUAAGAAAUCAUUAAUAAUUAUACUAUACAAAAUGUGUACGAGAGGUAUCGCGAGGAACAAUAAGAAGAAAACGAAAACGGGCUGCGUUACGUCCGUGAUAUUGUUUAUUUAACGUAAUGGCGGACCGUAGCGUUUAUAGUGCAAUAAAAGCGAAGAACAAUGAAUUAUAACAAUUGGAGAUAGAGAGAGAGAGAGAAAGAGAAAAUGGCUAGGUAUGAUUUUUUCUUUGUUCACUUUUUUUUCUUCUUUUAUUAAGAUUUCCUGCUUGUUUUCGGGGAUACACAAUUAAAUGGCAGUUUAUUAUGCCUGCGAACAAUUGAUUUACUUUCUACUUUCAUAUCGAUUACAAUUCAGUUUAGUAUAUCGAUGCGUUCUUAGACAAUGUAUUACUUUGAUAACAGAAGAUAGCGAUGCGGCUGCGGUGUCGCUUUUCUUCUUAUUAAUUUUCUCGCUCUUUUUUCCUUCUUGGCCGUUUCCUCUUUCCGUUUCUUCAGUUGGCCUACACACGGGGCGCGCAACGUGCACUUCGCGCAAGUCGAGUUUACCUUCUCAUUUUCACAUUGUAUUUUUAAGUUUCCUUCACUCUGCGUAAUGGCGGUCCGUUCCUCAGCGUGUAGUACGUAGCAUAAUGAAAUUAUUGAUAACGAAGUAACAUGGCUGUUGGGCCACGGCGAAUUUCGAGCGAAACCAGGUGAUCCCCCAGUGCUCAGGACGUUCCUUUACCACGUUCAAUUUUCUUUUCUUUUUCACAGGGACUUUCACAUCUUUUGUUUGAAUUUUUCAAUGCCUUUUUUUUUUGCAAUUUCCCGGGCUAACAAUUUUAUGUAUUGUUCUUUGAUUUUUUUCCUACUUGCGUAAUCUGUACGCGUGAGAAAGGAGGUUUCCGGGUAGGCAGGGGAGAAUUCUUGUUCAUUCUACAAAAACGAUAAACACUCCAAUUUAAUUUUUACACCUUUCGUUGCUUAUUCUCUAUAUCCCUUUAUUUUUGUAUAUGCAUCUUUAUUUUGGUCUUCUUGCUUUUUUCAUUUUGUUACUCUCACGAAAAGCACCUGCUACAGGCACGCGGGAGCUUUUCUAUCGAACUGUGAUAACUUGCGUUACGUGACGCUUUAUGAACGUUUGAGUGCGUUGCGAAAAUGGGAAAGAAAGUGGUAGAUAAAAAAAUGACAAAAAUUAUAAAAACAAUACACGCUCCCUUGUACACAUCGUCCCACGCGAUUCGUGCUACUUUUUCUUUGCACAGUACAGAGUGUUGUAUUUUUUCUCUUCAAUAUUUUUUUCUAAAUACAUUUUUUUUUCCAUUCAUUCCUCUUCCACCCAUUUUUCCCACAGUCAGUUAUUCUCACUCCCCGUUCAUUCACCUGAAACCAAAUUUUACUUAAAAUUUGUGUAGUCUCUUCAUCACUUCUUCGUUCUUGGUUUUAUUUCAUGUUUUACCUUUUUUCCAUUUUCUUCAUGUCAUUUUUAAUGUCUCACCAUCGCUGGUAACAUCUCUGCCGACGUUUUCCAUUUCUACCGGCCAUAGACCUAUCCUCCUGAGAAUUUUCACAGCUCUUGUCCUUCGCCUUAUUUCUUUUUUUUUUCUUCUGUCCUUAUUUCAGCUUUUUUCUUUAUUUUUCCAUUUCAUGAUAUUUUUCCUUCUUAUUUUUUGGUCAUUUUUAUCUUGGUCAGCGCAUAGAUUCGCCGUGGUCGUAGAAUCGUAGUCUCAGGGUUGCAAACAAACAAACAAAUAAGUAAAUAAACAAUACAAAACAAAGCAUACAAAGCAAAGUAGGUAGAGUUAAACGUAACGAAUGCGAGCAAAGCGAUUAUGCGUAUAGUAAAUAUUGUGUAACACGUGGCGUUGUAUGACGAACCAAGAAACAAAGGUAAACAAACAAGACAAAAAACAUAACGUAAGCUUAGGCAUUACGAAAAAUGGCAAUUACCUAUGUGCUAAUGAGACAUUAAAACAAUUAUCAUUGCGUUAAA
Molecule: messenger RNA, 5512 nt
Organism: Cephus cinctus (wheat stem sawfly)
Lineage: Eukaryota; Metazoa; Arthropoda; Insecta; Hymenoptera; Cephidae
Gene: Err
Product: steroid hormone receptor ERR2
Exons: 9
Coding region: 493-1863 (456 amino acids)
Biological process (GO): regulation of DNA-templated transcription
Cellular component (GO): nucleus
Molecular function (GO): nuclear steroid receptor activity; steroid binding; DNA-binding transcription factor activity
Source: RefSeq, a predicted model, not a curated record